This is a messenger RNA of Lymnaea stagnalis (great pond snail), 2899 nucleotides long. Lineage: Eukaryota; Metazoa; Mollusca; Gastropoda; Lymnaeidae. The record is from the annotation of a GenBank genome assembly.
UCUAGCGUGUGUGUGUGUGUGUGUUUUCGCAUGAACAGACCACCAGUGGUAGACAAGGUUAUGUGUUAAGUUAAAUAUGAUCUGCGUAAGCGUAGCUGUGUACAUUGUAAGCAUUACACCAUUUAAGCUAAAGUGGGAUUCUUCGAUUGAUCUUGGUUCUGUCCUAUUUGGAUUACUAUUUAAUGCGAAUCUUGGCCUUGAAGAGAAGAAAUGUGUGAUGAUUUUCAAUGUUCUUUGUUUAUCUUUAGUCGCCUUUAUGAAUUCAGCAAUUUUUUUUUUUUUAAAGUAGUUUCAUUCAACAAAUUGGAGAAGAUUUAAUAAAUGAUAUUCAGUUUGGAUGAUGAUCUAUUUUAAAUAUAUUAUGACUGUACAAGCAUUUAGCAAGAAUUAAGACUUGAGACUUUUGUAUAGUUAUAAUCAAUAACUGUAAAUAGUGCUUGGAUUGAAAGUUACGUAGAUGCCACAGUACAAUAAACGAAAUGAACAAGAUGCAGUUAGACAUCUUUGGAACACUAAACUAUUAUUGCACAAAAGACAGGUUUACUUUACUCAAAACUACUCAUGACUACAUUGCAAUGGGAAAAUAGAAGACAUCGCAUUUUUGACCAUCUUUGUCACUACUUUAAAACGGGCAAUGUUUUCAAAGACGUUGGCAAAGCAAGAACUUGCUGUACCGGAAUACAAGAAGUGGAUUACUAAAUAACGACGAAAUGUUAGAUUGUAUUCUUCGAACCAAUUAGCGAAUGUAUGAAAAUACCAAAAUCGUAGUAAAAUGAAAAGUUUUCCGUUCGUUAACAUUUGGUUCCAAAUCCUGAUUGGUGGUUUGUACCUGGCUGCAAUUACAAAGACGGCGAUGGGCACUUUGUACAACUCGUCCAUCUCGUGCACAAGGGGCUCAGAACAAACCCCGUACGGCAUCAGCUGUCCGUCCGAGGGUGGUGCAAAUAAGAUUAUGAUCAUACACCGUGUUUUCUAUGGGGCUACGCCCACGACAAGGUAAGCUACAUGCUCAAAAUAAAGGCGUAUUAUGUUGGCCUACUUCAAGAUAUGGGUCAAGAUAUGUGACUUAUGUUGGCCUAUUUUAAGAUAUAGGUCAAUGUAUGUGUAUUGUGUUCGCCUACUAUAAGAUAUAGUUAAAUUUCUGUGGAUUGUGUUGACAUACUUUAUUAUAUAUAGAUCAUUGUCUAUGUAUUAUUAUUCCAAAAUUUGGACAUUUAAUGGCAUUGUGUACCUAAAAUUACCAUGUGAUAGCUAAAUGAAUAAAAGACUGUAUACUCUUUAAUUGUAUCUACAUGCUGUAUCCGUCUCCGAAUAACAUGUUACCGUAUAAACCAAUACACGAACUUGUACCUGUAUCUAUUGGAUACCAUAGAUAUUUUUUUUUCAACAAUUGCUAUCGCAUUCCAGAAAUUGCACCCGCACCGCUCCGUACGAGAACUGCUGCAGAACGUACAAGGACGCGGAGAACUGCGUCUUUGAGAAUGACGCCGACCUGGAGUCACUGUCCACACUCUGCACUGGGAGACUGGCCUGCGCUACAAGCGAAUCUGGUAAAAGACCAAGCUCCGCAUUAGGGAACUGCAGCCAACCCCAGUACCCUUCGCUGACGUCGUUCUCUUUUGUAGAGUUUGAAUGCGUGGACAUUUUCGAUUUUGUCAAUGUCUGCGGCAACGUGUCAAAGUCCGUCAGCGCCGGAGAUGCGGUCAUCGACACAAAUACGGUAAAUGUUAACGCUGUCGCCGACACUGAAUGCGGUUGCGUUGUUACCGGGGACUGCAACGCGACCUUGACAGUCGUUGGAAUGCACGUUCAGCUCCACCAGAGCGCGAAUAACACCGUGUGCUCCGAGGAGUUGAUAUUUCAGGACAUGAAAAGUUUGGACACCCACAGGAACGUCUCUUGCAAAUUCGACAAUGACGCGCUAAAUAUUCGAACCGGUUUGAUUCUACGGGACAAGGUCCUUUUUGUGUCCGCCACAAACAUGGUGGACGUGAGGUUGAAGGUGAAUGGUCAGAUUAGGGGGAGGAUCCUCGCGCGUAUCAAGACGUCCAGUGAAAACGGCACUCUUCAUCUUAGCUGUGGAUCUCAGAGGCACACAUCCGUGGAUGCUGGUGUUGUAUGCCCCGGUGAUGCGAGUGUAUGGCCUACUAUUCCAGACUUUGACAAAAGUACGGCGUUAUCGCCAUCAAGUGAGGUAUCAAGUGCAGGAAGCAGUCCUAACUCAAAAGCAGGAUUGACCACGAACUCAAAUACGGGAUUGACCACAAACUCAAAUACACAAUUGACCACGAACUCAAAUACAGGAUUGACCACAAACUCAAAUACUUUCAGUUACUCGCAUGAGGACGUCACCACAAAGGACGAGAAAUCCAGCUCUAGCCCUGAGGGAAGUACUCUCUCAAUGACAUUUCCCGGAGUUUACUCCAGUCCUGAAAAUAUCCUUGACACCUCUGUAGACUCGGGAUCUAGGUCAACUCCUGAUCAAAGUACUGACACGUUCAGUGACAAAACUACUCCCCCGAGUACUUCUUCAGUUUCGGUCAUGACGAACACAAUGACCAACUAUGACAAUCAGAAUCAGGCUAUCACUAAAGCCGACACUUCAGCGAGCACGCCAUGGUCGGCAUCAGUGUAUUCUGGUCUUAUAGCCGGCGUGGUCUUCCCAAUUAUAUUUUUCGCCGUGCUCUUCUGUGCGGCCGGCGUCAUGUGGGUUAUGCACCCUGUCAAGAGGGAAACCUUAAGAAUUUAUUUGCACAGAGACGUUGUCUCGCAGGAAUCCCUUGUUUCUGUUGCUUAGUCUAGUUCUGGAUUCUGUUCGAUUUGGAUUUUUUUUUUUUCGAUUAAUUAAAAAUGAAUUAUUUAUAGCGAUACAAGAUUAGAUCUUUAUGAAAUUUCAUUA